Molecule: messenger RNA, 3895 nt
Organism: Tripterygium wilfordii
Lineage: Eukaryota; Viridiplantae; Streptophyta; Magnoliopsida; Celastrales; Celastraceae
Product: probable RNA-dependent RNA polymerase 1
Exons: 5
Coding region: 283-3720 (1145 amino acids)
Biological process (GO): siRNA processing
Cellular component (GO): nuclear RNA-directed RNA polymerase complex
Molecular function (GO): RNA binding; RNA-directed RNA polymerase activity
Source: RefSeq, a predicted model, not a curated record
GUGCCGCGAUGGAGAGAAAGCAGGGCAAUCAAUCUCUUUGCUAACUUGGGAGUGAAGUUGAUGCGCCACAAGAAAAAGUUGGGAAUGAAGUUGACGUGAAAAGAAAAGAAAAACAACUACUUGGGCGCGAAGUAGUCAAAAAGAUAAAGAAGAAGACGACGACGACGACCAAGAAAUUGAGGAUCAGGAGGACUUAAUUAAGUUGAUAGUAGUCAUUGUUCUUCUUGGACACUGAUUAUCUCUGCUUUCUCCGGGGACUGAUUGCAGAAAUAUUUGGAUUCGAUGGGGAAAACACUUCGUGUGUCUGGAUUCCGUUCUACAGUUUCUGCAGACUCAGUUAAAGAAUUUCUGGAAUUAUAUACGGGCGAAGGAACUGUCGAUGCUCUUAAGAUUCGUUACCCUAAGAAUGGAGGUUCCAGAGUUUAUGCUAUUGUCCAAUUCACCACCACCGAAGAUGCUGAGCUUCUUGCUGACAAUCGCCUGAGGUAUGGGAAUUCAUAUCUGGAGGCUCAAUUCAUGGAUCGUGAUACCAUACCAAAGCCAAGGACCUUUUUGCACAUUAUGGAAAAGAUAAAGCUGAUGUUUGGCUGUCAGAUUUCAAAAGAAAUGUUUGCUGUUCUGUGGGAGCGGUUUAAUGUUAAUGUGAAGUUUGGGAUUGGUAUGAAAAGAUUUCAUUUUUUCAUGUCUUAUCGACAGACUGAGUACAAAUUUGAUCUUUGGUACGAGAACAUUUGGCAGAUUGAGCUACGUCGUCCUCGAGGUCAAAAUGCAAAGUAUCUUCUAAUUCAGCUAUAUGGGGCUCCUCGGAUUUAUGAGAAAGGUGCACGCUCUUCGUGCAAUAUACUUGAAGAUCCUUAUUUCAACUUUUUCAAGGACACCCCAGAUGACCAGUGGGUCAGGGCAGUUGAUUUCACUCCAUCAUGCUGUAUUGGGCAGUCAUCUGCUUUAUGCUUGGAGCUUCCUCAUGGUAUCCAGCUUCCAAAUUUUCAGGAGAACUUUCCAUAUUACACAAGAACUGAAGGAAGUUUUACUCUGUUUGAUGACGGCGGCUUUUCUUCUAGUCUGGAUCUUGUACCCGUUGUAAGUCCUCCUGGUGGCAUUGACUUGCCAUACAAGAUCAUAUUUAUGGUUAAUAGGUUAGUUCAACAUGGGUGCCUUCCCGGGUCAAGACUUGAUACGAGGUUUUAUCGGCUGGUUGAUCCACGCAAAUUUAACAUUGUCUUCAUCGAGCAUGCUCUUGAGAAACUGUUUAACUUGAAAGAAUGUUGCUAUGAACCCUCCAACUGGCUCUCUGUGGAGUAUAAGAAAUACCAUACAUCUAGGAGUCCUCCCAUAUCACCUGCUAUAUCCUUGGAUACUGGUUUGGUAUAUGUACGAAGGGUUCAAAUAACUCCUUGUAAAGUGUAUUUCUGUGGGCCAGAAGUUAAUGUCUCAAAUGGAGUGCUACGCAAUUACCCUGAAGAUGUUGAUAAUUUUCUUCGUGUUUCUUUUGUUGAUGAAGAGCUGGGAAAAAUUCAGUCAACAGAUUUGUCUCCACGUACAUCUUCUGGAAAUGAGGAUAGGAGAACUGGGAUCUACGAAAGGAUACUUUCUACUCUUCAGAAUGGUCUGGUUAUUGGUGAUAAGAAGUUUGAAUUUCUUGCCUUUUCAUCAAGUCAAUUGAAGGAAAAUUCUGUGUGGAUGUUUGCAUCUAGAUUUGGGCUAACUGCUGCAGAUAUAAGAACUUGGAUGGGCGAUUUUCGUCGAAUAAGAAAUGUGGCUAAAUAUGCUGCCAGAUUGGGCCAAUCGUUCAGCUCAUCAACUGAAACUCUUAGUGUUGGUCGGCAUGAAAUUGAAAUUAUUCGUGAUGUAGAGGUUAAAAGGGGUGAUCUCACAUAUGUUUUUUCUGAUGGAAUUGGGAAAAUAUCUUCUGGAUUCGCUAGGGAAGUGGCCAUAAAAUGCGGCCAUAAAGCUUUUGUUCCAUCCGCUUUUCAGAUUCGAUAUGGUGGAUACAAAGGUGUGGUGGCUGUCGAUCCAAAAUCAUCGAAGAAACUUUCGCUGAGAAAGAGCAUGUGUAAAUAUGAAUCAAGAAACACGAAACUGGAUGUUCUGGCAUAUAGCAAGUAUCAAUCCUAUUUUCUGAAUCGUCAAUUGAUCACCCUUCUCUCAACUCUUGGUGUUCCAGAUGCUGUUUUUGAGAGAAAACAAAGAGAAGCUGUAGCUCAACUGGAUGCCAUCUUAACAGAUCCAUCAAAGGCAAUGGAUGCACUGGAGUUGAUGCAUCCAGGAGAGACCACAAACAUUCUUAAGGAAAUGCUUUUAUGUGAUUAUAAGCCUGAUGGUGAGCCAUUCCUUUCAAUGAUGCUUCAAACAUUCCGAGCAUCAAAGCUGUUGAAUUUAAGGAUUAAAACUAAGAUAUAUGUCCAAAAUGGAGGAAAUAUGAUGGGUUGUCUAGAUGAAACCAGAUCCUUGGAAUAUGGGCAGGUGUUUGUACAAAUUUCUGGUGCUAAGCAUUGGCAGUUACACGGUAGUUUUCACGAGUCUGGUGGUAGCAUACAGAAGCAGCAUAUUAUUGUUCUGGAUGAUGUGUUUGUUGCUAAAAAUCCAUGCUUGCAUCCAGGAGAUGUGCGUGUUUUAAAGGCUGUGAAUGUGCCAGCUUUGCACCAUAUGGUGGAUUGUGUUGUUUUUCCACAAAGAGGACCAAGACCUCACCCAAAUGAAUGUUCGGGAAGUGAUUUAGAUGGAGAUUUCUACUUUGUCUGUUGGGAUCCUGAAUUAAUUCCACGUUGGCAAAUUCCUCCCAUGGAUUAUACCCCACAACCUUGCAAGCUUUUGGAUCAUGAUGUUACUAUUGAGGAAGUAGAGGAGUAUUUCACCAACUACAUACUCAAUGACAGCUUAGGAAUUAUUUCAAAUGCUCACAUAGUCUUUGCUGAUAGAGAGCCGUUGAAGGCAAUGAGUGAACCUUGUCUAGAGCUUGCACAAAAGGCUUCAAUUGCAGUUGACUUCGCAAAAACUGGUGUACCAGCAGAAAUUCCUUCUCAUCUACGUGUCAAAGAAUUCCCAGAUUUCAUGGAAAAGCCUGACAAACCCUCCUAUGAAUCACGCAAUGUGAUUGGGAAGCUUUUCCGAGAAGUGAAAGACAUUGCACCGCAUACAAGUUCCAUCAGAUCCUUCACUCGUGAAGUGGCUAGGAAGUCUUAUGACCCUGACAUGGAAGUUGACGGCUUUGAAUAUUACAUUGCUGAUGCUUUUCGCCACAAAAGCAAUUACGACUAUGUGUUGGGAAAUUAUAUGGACUAUUAUGGGAUAAAGACUGAAGCUGAAAUAUUUGGAGGCAGUAUAAUGAACAUGUCAAAAUCUUUCACCAAGAAAAGGGAUGCAGAAGCAAUUCGUAUGGCUGUUAGGUCAUUGAGAAAGAAGGCUCGGUCGUGGUUCAAUGAGAGCAGCAGCGACAUAGAUUCUGAUGCUGACAAUGUAUAUGCAAAAGCCUCAGCUUGGUACUACGUCACCUAUCACCAUACUUAUUGGGGUACCUAUAAUGAGGGAAUGAAUCGAGAUCAUUUUCUCAGCUUCGCAUGGUGUAUUUACGACAAACUGAUCGAGAUCAAGAAGCGAAAGAUCGAGAUCAAGAAGCGAAAACUCGCAAGUAGAAGGCCUUCACGCAUGCCAUAUUAUCCGCAGAAUGACUUCUUGAAUGGCUUUGGAGAUGAGUUUAACCAUGGACUAAGUUUGAGCUGAGGGAAAAAAGGUAAAAUGCUUGGAAUUUAGUUAUUAGACUACUACUACUACUAGAACUUUGUGUGUGUGUGUGUGUGUGUGUUCAUAGCUGCUUUGGAGGACCCAUUUUGCAUCUUCUUGUUAUCGUAAGAAGUUUGUUGCUAUUAAUAUCAGUGAAGAUUUGGUAGAACUAUUC